GUUAGAUUGACCAAGAGGUUACAGCUGCAGUAAGAGGGAGAAAGAGAUAGGCAAAAAAAAAUAGUACAAAGACAGCCGAGUGAAUUAGGGAGGGGUUUUAACCGUUUUAAUUGGGGUAAAAACACGGGUUUUCCCUCAGAUAUCGUCUUAAUUUUUUAUCGUCUGUGAAAAGAGAUGUGAAUGGGCUUCUAAGGUCUGAAAAAAAUAAGUCGAGAAAUUAAAAAGAAAAAAAAAUACCUCAGGAUUGAAUUGAACUGAAGGAGCCGCCAUGGCAGGAACCACCACCACCACCACCAUCAUCAUCACCACCACCAUCCUGCAUUGAGCUCAGUCAAGAUCAAUGUAGAGCUCCGAAAUCAUUUCAGAUUUAUUUCUGGCGAUUAUUAUAAAAAGAAUUUUUUUUUUUAAAAACACAACUAAUUUGGGAGAAAUUUACGCGAUGAAACCAGGUGGACAGGAUUAAAAUUAAGAAAGAGGGGAAAGAAAAUAAAGGAAUAUAAAAGUGUCUUUUUAAAAAAAAUAUAUGUUUGAAAAAUUAGAUGUCGCUUUAAAGUAAUCAUGAGUGGUCGACCCAGGACAACGUCUUUUGCUGAGAGCUGCAAACCUGUGCAGCAGCCGUCUGCUUUUGGGAGCAUGAAAGUCAGCAGAGACAAAGAUGGCGGUAAGGUGACAACAGUGGUGGCAACACCUGGACAGGGCCCAGACCGGCCGCAGGAGGUCAGCUACAGUGACACCAAGGUGAUUGGUAAUGGUUCUUUUGGAGUCGUUUACCAGGCGAAACUAUGUGAUACAGGGGAGCUGGUGGCCAUCAAAAAGGUUUUGCAAGACAAGAGAUUUAAGAAUCGUGAGCUGCAGAUAAUGCGAAAACUGGAUCAUUGUAAUAUCGUUCGAUUACGAUACUUCUUUUACUCCAGUGGAGAAAAGAAAGAUGAAGUGUACCUCAACUUGGUGCUAGACUAUGUUCCGGAAACUGUGUACAGAGUUGCCAGACAUUACAGCCGAGCCAAGCAGACACUCCCGAUGAUUUAUGUAAAAUUGUAUAUGUAUCAGCUGUUCCGGAGUUUAGCUUACAUCCAUUCCUUUGGAAUUUGCCAUCGGGAUAUCAAACCACAGAAUCUGCUGCUUGAUCCUGAAACAGCUGUCCUGAAACUCUGUGACUUUGGAAGUGCAAAACAAUUGGUGCGUGGUGAACCAAAUGUUUCUUAUAUCUGCUCACGGUACUACAGGGCGCCGGAGUUGAUCUUUGGUGCCACGGAUUAUACUUCCAGUAUAGAUGUAUGGUCAGCUGGUUGUGUGUUAGCGGAGCUAUUGCUAGGACAGCCCAUCUUCCCUGGUGACAGUGGCGUUGAUCAGCUGGUAGAAAUUAUUAAGGUCCUGGGAACGCCAACAAGGGAGCAAAUCAGAGAGAUGAAUCCCAACUACACUGAGUUCAAAUUCCCACAGAUCAAGGCACAUCCUUGGACUAAGGUCUUCCGACCCCGCACUCCCCCGGAAGCCAUUGCAUUGUGUAGCCGGCUGCUUGAAUAUACACCAACUGCCCGUCUGACGCCUUUAGAGGCAUGUGCACAUACAUUCUUCGAUGAACUACGGGACCCAAAUGUCAAGUUACCAAAUGGACGUGAGAAACCAUUACUGUUCAAUUUCACUACUCAAGAACUGUCGAGCAACCCAGCACUGGCAUCAAUCCUUAUCCCUCCUCACAUUCGGAAUCAGGCUCCUGCAUCAACUCCAACGAAUGCUUCCGCGGUGUCAGAUACCAAUGCUGCUGUGGACCGUGGACAGUCUACCAAUGCGGCUUCAGCCUCUGCAUCCAACUCAACCUGAGGAUGGGAUGGCCCUGGCUCAAAUUUCCAGUCAGCUGCAAAAAUGCUGGUCAACUAUGAAAAUCGUCAUUAGUGUUCAUUUUAUUUAAUCUUGUUUCAAAAACAUACACAAAAUAAAUACAAACCAAUCAUUUACUCACUGAAGAGGGAUUGAAAAGGAAUGUGGAGUAAUGUUGAACUCCUCCCUUGACAAUCUUCAAUUGAAAUCUGCCAUAGUGUUCAAAUUUUCCCCACCCAAUCCCAAACAUGAAAGGCUGAGGUGUGUUUCACUCUGGUGUAGUGCAGGGUUUAGAUUUGGCAUGAAGCAUUGCCAUCAGAUCCUUUCUUAAGAAUCUGACUAAGAAGGUAGUAGUAUUAGUUAUAGGUAUUAAGUUUUAUCAAUACUGGACCUGUACCAGCAACAUAUGGACAAGGGUACAGAUCCACUGAAACAACCACUGCAAGAAAGACCAGAGAUUCCACGGUCACCAUAAUUUCCCCUGCAUCAAAGUGAAGUUUAAUAUUUUCAGUACUUUUUUCAUCACUUGAUUAUUUGACUCUUCAGGGCUAAAAGAUUUUUUUAUGGUCCAGUGCAACUCUGCACUGGCCCCAUUUAUUUAAAGCAAGAUAUUGCAGAAGCAGUGUAGCAUGUACACCCAAGUUAAAUGUACACAUAAUAUAUCACAGGUCCCUAUAGAUUUCUGAGCUACACCAACUGAAAUACAAUCUUGAGUUCUUGAAGGAGUGUAAAAAUGAUCCAAAUGGUUUCAGACUUCCUCUAUUUUCUCCCGUCUUUUUUCCACCCCUCCCUGAACCCCUGUUUUUAAUUAUUUUUGUUUUGUACAUAAAGUAUGUGGACCUGGGAACUGAUGAGAGCAACAAACAUUCAGGGCAAAUUUCGUUAAUUGUAGGAGAGCUUUUAAAGCCAUAUAGUUUCAAUUCUGUACUAUAGGUGCGGCUACAAUGUAACAAUAAGGAAUUAGCGCUGUAUAGUAUAUAGUUUGGAGUGCCUUUGCUUCCAAUGUUUGAAUUUUUUUUAAAUUGAUGUCCCUCACUGAAGUAUAUUUGCUGUUUCUUUCAUAUUUAACCCUUUAUGUACCUUUAUAAGUUGACAUCUGUCCUAUAGAGAAUUUUUAUUUUUAUUGCAUAUAUGAAAUUCACACUGCAGUUGGAACAAAACAGUUGUACAGAAUUGUUGAACACUUCAAAAGUUGCAUAUAUCAUUAUUUAAAAUGUUUGGGCUCUCAGCAGGUUAUGGCAAUUUGAGGUUUGAGGCUGGAGUGUUCUACAGAAAAUAAUUGUUUCCAGUUGUUUUGGCAGAGUUAAUUUGAAAGGAAGCUACAAUACAAAUUUUGUAUGUUAUAUACAUGUAUAACCAACUAUUUGAACACUUAUGUGCUAUGCCAACUCUGUUUUAUUCUCCAAAAUUUACUGUAGGACAUGAAACUAGGAAUGAAAGUAAACCUGGCAGAGUUGCUACUAGUGCUGCAUGAACUGAUGACUUUAAAUUUUUAAUGUACAAAUGAUAUAAUUAUUUGACAUUUUAUAAUGCAAAUCUUGAUUUUAAUUGCUUUUGUUUUACCAAAUGCUUUUACCUUGUGAGCACCGAGUUAACACUGGAGUGUCCCAUUACAUGGCUUCCUAUCUGAAGUGCAGCUUUGAUUUUCAGCUUCUAAAAUUUCAUGUGAAUUUGUACUAAGGAUGAGAGAACUGUUAGGAUUUGAUUAGUGCCUUUGAAGGAGCAAGUUCAUAUUGACCAUUGAACUUUUAGCCUUUAUUGCUUUCUGUCUUUGUAACAGACUUAGCACAAUUUUUGCUAAAAUACCACACUCGUGAUAUUUUUGUCAUUUUUUGCAUCCACAUAAGCUAGAUCUAUAAAAUGAUAUAUAAUGAGGAAAUGCCACUAAAUAUUGCAUUGGGGAAGUGGGCAUUGGACAGAAAUGGAAUAAAGGGCAAGUUUAAUCUGAAUGGUUUGCUCAUCCUUAAUGCACCUCUGCUGCAGUAUAUAUUCAUUACAAGCAACAAGAUAUGCACUGGCAUCUGCAGUGUACCAGCAGUGAGUGAAUUUCCAAGUAAAGCUGAAUCAGGCUGUGAAUAUGGUCUGAUUCCUGUAAUGGAGUAUACACUAUCACUUUGUCAUUUUCUUUUAUCUUUGGAAGUUUUAUAGCCUGUCCUUAUCAGAACUCAGCUGAAAGGUUGUCCAUGUAUUUCCUGGCAAUUUAAUACCACAGGCUGAUGAACUUUAGUCCACUUCAUUUUUUGAAAUCCUGCAUUACCAUAAACUAUAUAAAAUUAUAUUUUCACCACUUGUUUAGAGUGAAACAGUCCCAUUGAAAACAAUAGAAGAAUGAAAUAUUUGGAAACUAAAUCCAAAAUCUUACGUUUUGUUUUGAAAACCUUUCAAAUGAUUCUCCCUCACCUUUUUCUGCUUAGUACCGUUUUGACCAGCAUGUAGGCUCCUGCUCUGAGCCAGCCACUGGCCUUAGUCAUGAUUUCUUUAAUGAAAUGACACAUUUAUUCAGAAUUUGGUUAGAUGAGUGCGGUGCUUGCCUUUCGCUUUUGAGGGUUUGUGUAUAAUCAAAGGGAACAUUUUUUUGAGCCUCUAAGUUCAAUAUGAAUGUUCCCUAUAAGGGAAAAUCAGGAAGAGGUGGCUUAGAAUAGUAUUCAAGAAAAAAACCUGAUACAGUAGGCAGCACAUUUUCAUGCCAUGGCCUGCUGUUAAACAUUCUACCAAUUUGAGCUAUAGAAUCUGUGUGGGGGAAAGAUUUUUGACAUAUGUUAAAUUAGGCUAGUCCAAAAUGAGCAGAACUUGCAGUGUUAAGCUGAUUCUUGGCAGAUGUUGCUGGGUACCUCAGUAGAAAAAUGUUGAGCAGACCUGGGUAUCGAUGUUACCUCCUAGGCUGGCAGAUAUACACAUGCAAUUUCAAGCUCUAUGGACAACUUAAGGAAUUCCCAAGUUGCAAGAGAACCAUCGAGAAUUGGUUUGUACAGUUUUUUUUUGGUGUAAGCUAUUCUUUAAUAGUGAGCAUCACAAAACUAUUUUUAUUACAAUAUGGAAAUUAAUAUUCAAACAGUUAGUAUGUAAUUUAGGCUUUUUUUUAGUAUACGCAAUAAAUAUUCCUCAUUUUUC
This is a messenger RNA of Carcharodon carcharias (great white shark), 4932 nucleotides long. RefSeq names its product glycogen synthase kinase 3 beta, genome duplicate a (gene gsk3ba). The transcript has 11 exons. The record is from RefSeq and is a predicted model, not a curated record. Gene Ontology annotation, cellular component: cytoplasm; cytosol; glutamatergic synapse. NCBI's taxonomy places the organism in Eukaryota, Metazoa, Chordata, Chondrichthyes, Lamniformes, Lamnidae. The coding region runs from base 559 to 1824 and encodes 421 amino acids. Gene Ontology annotation, molecular function: protein serine/threonine kinase activity; tau-protein kinase activity; beta-catenin binding. Gene Ontology annotation, biological process: regulation of microtubule cytoskeleton organization; negative regulation of canonical Wnt signaling pathway; protein phosphorylation.